This is a messenger RNA of Rhododendron vialii, 1700 nucleotides long. Its product is annotated as polyadenylate-binding protein-interacting protein 9-like. The transcript has 10 exons. Gene Ontology annotation, molecular function: RNA binding. The coding region runs from base 498 to 1454 and encodes 318 amino acids. The record is from RefSeq and is a predicted model, not a curated record. Lineage: Eukaryota; Viridiplantae; Streptophyta; Magnoliopsida; Ericales; Ericaceae.
CAGUUAUGAAUGACAUAUCCUAAUCCCCAUUGUUACACAAAAUACCAAAACCCAUGCCAAAAUCCUCUCUCUCUCUCUCCAUACAUUGACACAAUCUUUCUCUCUCCAAAAAUAAAACAAGAAGGGUAGUAGACAACGCCAAAGGCAUAAGCCACCUGUUGUUCUCUCUCCAUAAACCACCACCAUCAGAAACCAAACAAGGAUCAAAACUUUGAGCAAAAACCCUAAUUCCCUUUCUCUUCCUCCGCAUUUCUCACCUUUUUUCUCCAAAUGGGUCUGUAUCUAUAGGCCUUAAAUACACACAUACACACACACAAAGAAUCCCAUCAGCACACAUUCAAAGAUUACCAAAAUCUGAUAAACCCCACCUCCUUUUUUCCCCUCUGUGCACAGCAAGCAAAUUUGGUUUAUAAUCCCUUAAAUCAUUUCCAAUUCUCUCUCUCUAUAUAUUCAUAUAUUUAUAUUUUACAGUUUUUUGUUGGGUGUGUUUUGAUUCCAUGGCUGCUGGUGUUGAGGGUUUGGGUGAGGCCGCAGUGGUUCAGUCACCGGAGACUGACACUGCUGCUAAUGGUAAUGCUGAAUCGGUGGAAAAUGUUGAUGAUAAGGAAUCUGAUUCGAAAAAAUCAGAAUUCAAAAUGCAAGAAAUCGCUGAUAUGUUAUCUAAGCUGAAGCUGAAUCCGAUGGCGAAGGAAUUCUUUCCUUCAUCUUACUUGGUGAUCAGUCCAAAUCGCGAUCAAUUCGGGCCUGCUGAUGGUUUCUCUCCGGUUAACAAUCAGCUUUUUGGCGAUGAUGGGUACCCGAAUAAUCGCAGGAGAAGAAAUAAUUAUAACCAGGGGAGGAGGAGGUUGAAUGGUAGAGCUUUUAGGGCUCAAAGAGAAGAAAGUAUCAGGCGAACGGUGUAUGUUUCUGAACUUGAUCAUAACGUCACCGAAGAACAGCUUGCUGACUUAUUUAGUACUAAAUGUGGACAAGUUGUUGAUUGCCGAAUUUGUGGCGAUCCACAUUCACGUCUUCACUUUGCAUUUGUCGAGUUUGCCGAUGAGGUAAGUGCAGGAGAAGCUCUUAACUUUGGUGGGACACUAAUUGGUUUCUAUCCAAUUAAGGUCUUACCUUCAAAAACUGCUAUCCUUCCUGUGAAUCCAACAUUUCUCCCCAGGUCUGAGGAUGAACGGGAGAUGUGUGCGAGGACGGUCUACUGUACAAACAUUGAUAAGGAGAUCUCUCAAGCUGCUGUCAAGUUCUUUUUUGAAUCAUAUUGUGGCGAGGUUUCUCGCCUGAGGCUUUUGGGGGAUAAUGUGCAUUCGACUCGUAUUGCUUUUGUUGAAUUCACUAUGGCAGAGAGUGCCAUUGCAGCACUGGAUUGUAGCGGGAGGAUAUUGGGAACCCAACCUAUCAGGGUGAGUCCUUCAAAGACCCCUGUGAGGCCGCGUGUUCCCCGCCCUGCACUUCCUUGACUAAUUUCCGGAGCCUGAGACCCAUCGGUGGAAGUCAGUGGAUUCCCUGUUGAGAGAGAGAAAGAGAGUUGUGAUGGAUUGCCGAACCUUUCUUUCAUUUCCAGCGUUUCUGUUGUUUCCAUUUUCAACCGUAAGUUAAACAAUAUCGUGACUUGUUUCAUUCAGGUUUUUUGGGGUAUGGUCCUGUUAAACUGUUAAAACUUAAUCUAUCUUUUGCUUAUGCCUGCAAUCUAUUAGCUUUAGACA